Molecule: messenger RNA, 1042 nt
Organism: Solanum lycopersicum (tomato)
Lineage: Eukaryota; Viridiplantae; Streptophyta; Magnoliopsida; Solanales; Solanaceae
Source: RefSeq, a predicted model, not a curated record
UUCCCAAAGAAAAAACAAAUAGUCUCCGCUCCAUAGCAAAAGGAAGAAGAAGAAAGAGUUGAAAAGAAAAUGGAAGAAUGUAACAAAGAGAUAUCGAUGAUCCAAAAAUGGCUAAAUCAACACAAUGAACUCUACACUUCCGCUACCAGACACCCAUUUACUCUUAGCAUUCGCGAUGGCUCCGUUGACCUCUCUGCUUUCAAAAGAUGGCUGGGACAAGAUUAUAUAUUUGUUAGAGCCUUUGUUCCUUUCGUAGCAAGUUUACUGUUGAAAGCUUGGAAGGAGUCAGAUGAAGAUUCAGACAUAGAGGUCAUUUUAGGUGGUAUUGCUGCGCUGAACGAUGAGGUAUCAUGGUUCAAGAGCGAAGCAUCUAAAUGGAGUGUUUCGUUAUCCACUACUGUUCCUCAAAAGACUAACCUGGAAUAUUGCAGAUUUUUGGAAAGCCUAAUGAGUCCUGAAGUAGAUUAUACAGUUGCUGUUACAGCCUUUUGGGCAAUUGAAGCUGUGUAUCAAGAAAGUUAUGCUCAUUGUUUAUCAGAUGGUUCUAAAACCCCAGAAGAACUAAAAGAGACUUGUCAAAGAUGGGGCAAUGAUGGUUUUGGUCAGUAUUGUCAUACUCUUCAAAACAUAGCUAAUCGUCGUCUUGAGAAGUCAUCAGAAGAUAUCAUCUCAAAAGCUGAGGCAACAGUUAUACGCGUUCUGGAGUAUGAAGUUGAGUUUUGGAACAUGAGUCGCGGGGAAACCUAAUUAAAGUGUCUCUUACCCCCUCCUGCCAUUGCUCAUGCAGUGAUCACAUUUCAACUAGUUUGAGAUCCUCGCGACAUUUUUCUAUGCUUGACAUAUGAACUAGGAUGAUUUUUUGUAUUGUAUACAGAAACUUUGAGAUCAACUCGUGCACACCUUGACUAUUCAAAGUGGUGACUUUAAAUGUGAGGUCAAAGUGGAGAUUCACAGAAGAAAAACUGCAGUUUGAUAAUCUAGUUUGAAUAUAGUAUUAGAUGAUUGAGCAAAAAUAAAUCAAUUUCUCAAAGUAAAUGGAUAA